AUGAAAUCUCUAAAAAUUAACAAUCAAUUUAUCGUAUCUCGUAAAUUAGCAGCUGGCAGUUUUGGAUUUGUCAUGCUGGCCUAUGAUUAGAAGUCUGGAUAACACGUUGCUAUUAAAUUUGAAAAGCCUGAGAAUCAGCAUCAUCAUUCUUUAGAAAAAGAAAUAGACAUCAUAAGAAAAUUAGAGGGAGUUUAAGGAGUACCCUAACUAAUUUAUGCUGGACAAGAAGACGAUUUCAAUGUCCUCGUCUUAUAGCUAUUAUCAAAAGAUUUAUCAACUUUGAUAAAAAAAUAUAAACAAUUUAGUUUAAAAACUACAUUACAAAUAGCUAUUAAUUUGGUGCAGGUCUUUUAAGACAUACAUUAGAAAGGAGUAUUACACAGAGAUCUCAAACCUGAAAAUAUUAUGAUAGAUGAAAACAACAAGUUCUAUUUAAUUGAUUUUGGAAUUAGUAAAAUUUAUCUCAAAAAAAAUGGAUCAAUUUAGUAUAAAAUUGUUAUAUUUAGACCUUUCAAAGAUCGACAACCAUUUAUUGGCACAUCUCGAUAUGCAUCAAUAGCAGCCCAUAAAGGUAAUGAAUUAGGAAGGAAAGACGACCUGGAGUCCAUGUUCUAUGUGUUGCUCUUCUUUAUUUAUGGGUAUAUAUAUUAAUUAUGUCUCAGUAAAUUGCCUUGGCAGAAUAUCAAACAACUUCAUAAUGAUUUAAAAAUUGAAUAGGUUGGGGAAAUGAAACUUUUGAGAACGAGUGAACUAUUAAACGAGCUUCCAGUUGAAUUUAAAAAAAUUUAUGAGUAAUUUUACAAUAAUAAAUUAUUAAGUUACUUAAGAAAAUUGACUUAUGCAACAGAACCAGACUAUAAGUCAAUUAUAAAACUAUUUUAAUAGGCAGCCAAAAAUUCAAAAAUUACAUUAGAUACCGUUUAUGAUUGGGACAUAUAAAACACAACCUAGACUGGAAAUUUUUCUCAUUUUGGAACCAUAUAAUUUGAGGAUAAUUUAUAAUCUGAUAAGUAAUCUUCUAAGUAAAUUAUGUACAAAAUAAUGUUAAAAUUUUAAGGCAUCUAAAUACUCAAUCUGCAAGUCCUGUUAAACGGAGAACUGCUGGUCCUUCAUUAAUGAAACAACAUUAGCCUUUUCUAUAGAUCAUAAAAGAUCAAAAGAGCAGAGGGAGUAGUAAUAGUCCUUUAAGUAAAAUUGACGGGCUGAACCAAAUUUCAAUAGAUGAAAUAAGCGAAGAUUCAGAAUAUGUUAUACCUAAUGAAUGUGAACAUAAUCGUAAUAUUCGAGUUAGAACUAUGCCAGAUGAAUUAAAAAAACCUAAAUUAAAACCUUUCUAAAACCAAACAUUAUGUUUCGAUGAUGAAUGGUUAAUAGAAUCUGAUAAAAAUUUAGUAGAUAAUUAUAAGAAUUUAGAAUCUAUAAGUUAUUAAAUUACUACUAUAUUUCAAAAUAAAUUAAAAUGA
Paramecium octaurelia is the source of this 1463-nucleotide messenger RNA. The record is from the annotation of a GenBank genome assembly. Lineage: Eukaryota; Ciliophora; Oligohymenophorea; Peniculida; Parameciidae.